UCCACAGAGACGGAGGCUGUGGUGUGUAGAGAGGAAGAGUGCUGCUAUGGAGUGCCACUUCACAGACAGUAUGGGACAUCAUCCAACAUCCAACACUCCUCUCCCUUAUCCUCUGUGUGGGUGUGUUUAGCAUAGGGUGAACUGAGAAUAGUUGAAUCUUUCUCCUGGUCACUGGGCUUGGUGUCACUUUUCUUAGAUGGCACUCUAAGCUGGAGAGGCUGGAAUACACACUUUGCUUCAUUCAAAGUGACUCUGCGAAAAGGAGCCCUAAACCUGGCUGCAUUUGCUCUACUUCGCACUACUUUUAGCAUCUGGAGGCAGGAAGGAUGUGAGGGCCUAAAAAGCCCUGCAGUGUCGUCUUCUCCCCUGAAGCACAGCUAGGGAAUGGGCCCGGCCUCUCCUCCCCAGCCUCAGCGAGACAUGGAGGGCUAUUACAGUCUUCUGCAGGCUGGCACUGAGCUGGAGAACACACUGCAGCAAGUGUCGAUUCCUGUGAGUUUGAAAGAGGUGGCCGGCUAUAUUGAGAAGCAGGUGGCUUAUUUAUCAGGGGGCCGGGGCGAGGACUCUAGUGUCAUCAUUACUCUCCCGGAAUGCUCGGAAUUCAGUGACAUCCCAGAGGAAGCUCUCGCUAAAGUCCUUACAUAUCUCACGCUGAUUCCACGAGCACGGCAACCUGGAGUAAAGUUUAUCAUCAUUUUGGACCGAAGACUGGAUACCUGGAAUUCCAUCAAAACAGCACUUACUAGGAUAGCAGUGUCUUUUCCAGGAAACCUUCACCUGGUACUGGUACUGAGACCAACCAGCUUCUUCCAGCGCACAUUCACGGACCUCGUCUUCCGAUUUAGCCAAGAGGAUUUUAUGCUCAAGUUACCUGUUUUGAUGCUGAGUUCGGUCACUGACUUACUGCGCUACAUUGAUGAGAAGCAACUUACUUCUGAAUUUGGAGGCACUCUGGACUACUGCCACAGCGACUGGAUCUUCCUCAGAACUGCUAUAGAGACUUUCGCCGUGACUGUGAAGGACGUUGCUCAGAUGUUACAGGCAUUUGGCACCGAGUUUGCAGAGAUGGAAUUGUCACAGGAGAGCAAUGCCAUUGAGUUGCUGCUGCUGUCACACACUGAGAAGUACAGGAGACUGAAGGAUGCUAUCAGCUCAGUGAUGAAGGAGGGACGCUACCUGCUCACCAGCCUGGAGGUUUCUGGAAAGGAGGAGAAUAAAGAUACACACUGGGAUGUAACACAGGACUGGGACACAGUGCAGAGACUGCUGGCCCAGCUGAGAGAUAUGGAGAUGGCUUUUGAUGAUUUUUUUGACAAGCACCACCUCAAACUUCAGCAGUACCUGCAGUUGCUGAGAUAUGAGCACAGCUUUCAAGAGAUGGAGAGUUCUUUGGAGAAGUUGAGUUCUCAGGAGAGGAAGCUCAUUGUUACAGGAGAAACACUGGCACAGACAGAGCAGAUCAUCAAAGAACUCGAUAUUCUGGAGAAAAGGGCUCAGGAGGAAAUGACUCGAGCCCAGGUGAUGAUAUUGCAUGGACACCAGUUGGCUGCGGGUCAUCAUUAUGCCACGCCUCUGAUCGUACAGCGCUGUAAUGAGCUCAGACACCACUGUGACACACUCAACUCUGCCAUCAGUGCUAAAUGCAAAACACUCAUACAAGUGCAGGCCUUACUGCAACACCUAGAGGAGGCCAAGAAGUGGUGUGAUGAUGGCACAUUCCUUCUGGCCAAUCAGCAGUUAGACAAAUUUCACUGUAAAGAAGGCGCUCAGGCAGCUCUGAGUGAUUUAGAGAAGUUCCAGGAGGGGGCACCAGCGCUCCUUAAUGCUGGGCCAGACUUACUCUUUUUGGAAUAUGAGGGUGUUCUCACUCCUCAGCUGCAGGCUAAUAUAGAGAAGACAUUUGAGAAGUACGCCUCUGUACAGAAUCUAUUUCAGACUAGACAGAUGUGCCUAAAGAAACUAGCAGACAAACAUGUGAGGCCAGUACAGCUGGUAGCACCACGACCUGAGAAUCCAUCACGUUUAAAGUCCCCGGUUUUUUCCCCAAAACAUGAUCUUAAUUCAAGUAUAAAGUUCACCUUUGACUUCUCAAGCAAAAGAGCAACGCGUAAAAGCCCAAAUGCCAGGAAGAUUGAGGUGUUGCACGACUAUCAGAACGGCAACCCUCUGUCCUAUGUUGUGGAUGGUGAGGAAGGAGCAGAUCUGCUGAAACAUCGUGUAAUGAGGGAGCUGAUCGAUACAGAAAGAAUAUAUGUAGAAGAGCUUCUGACUGUGUUGCUGGGUUACAGGGCAGAAAUGGACAACCCCUCCCUUUCUUCUCUCCUGCCCACCAGUCUGCGCAACAAGAGAGAUAUUCUGUUUGGAAACCUGCCUGAUAUCUACAAUUUUCACAGCAGAGUAUUCCUGCAAGACCUGGAGAGCUGUUUGGACACGCCUGAGUCUGUGGGAGCAUGUUUUUUAGAGCGGAAAGAGAACUUCCAGGUGUAUGAAUGUUACUGUCAGAAUAAACCGCGAUCAGAGUCCUUAUGGAAGCAGUUUUCGGACUGUGCAUUUUUCCGGGAGUGCCAAAAGAAGCUGGAGCACAAGCUUGCUCUGGAUUCAUACCUGCUGAAACCAGUUCAGCGUCUUACCAAAUACCAACUCUUACUAAAGGAGUUGCUGAAAAACAGCUCAGGUGGUGAGAGGGCCUCUGAGUUGCAGGGUGCACUAACUGCAAUGCUGGACUUGCUCAAAUCAGUUAAUGAUUCUAUGCACCAGAUUGCCAUCACAGGAUAUGAGGGUGAUCUGGGUGAUUUGGGCCGGGUCCAAAUGCAAGGGUCCUUCAAUGUGUGGAUCAGUCAUAAGAGAGGCGCAACUCGGAUGAAGGAGCUUGCACGAUUCAAACCUAUGCAGAGGCACCUGUUCCUUUAUGAGCGUGCACUCCUCUUCUGUAAGCGACGGGAGGAUCACAGCGAGCACGCUAAUAAGACGCCUUCUUACGGCUUCAAGCAUUGUCUAAAGAUGAGUGCAGUGGGCAUAACCGAGAAUGUGAAAGGAGGAGAUGUGAAGAAGUUUGAGAUCUGGUAUAGUGGUCGAGAGGAGGUAUACAUGGUGCAGGCACCGACAGUGGAAGUGAAACUUGCCUGGUUGAAAGCAAUCAGAAAAAUUCUAACCAACCAGCAAAAACUAAUCAAAGGUGAGCUUCACAACAACCCUUUGGCUGAGCAGUUUCCCCUGUCCCCGCCGCUCUCUGAAAGCAAGAAGCAAAGAGCGUCAGUCAGCUCGGAGGAGACAGAGUCAGGCCACAGCAGUCCAGACCCAUAUAGGCGAUCUCCACAGCACCGGGACAACAGACACAGUUGGCCAGGUGCCCCUCACUCAGUUGAUAUCUGUGAGGAUCUGGAGGACUGGAGUGGAGCUAAUCUCUCUAACAUGUCUGAUACUGAAGAAGACGACGCUGUUCAUUUGGCUCCCGGCAAAUACAAGGCCGUAGCAGGUUCUCACAGAUCCAGUCCAAAUGAUCUCAUCAUUAAGUGCGGUGACGUUCUUCAGCUGCAGCAGGAGGAGAAUGAGGGUCACUGGUUGGUGAGGAACCUGAGCAAGAAACAGAAGGACAGGCUGUCUGCUUCAGGCCUGCAUGGCAUUCUGGGAAGCUGCAGCAGAGGGCGCACCACCCAGCUGCAAGAACCAGGAAAACUAAAAUCAUGGAAGCUCAGCUCCCUCUAGACUCCAUGCUGUCAGCCUUUUGGGAUGUUCACCCUCAUGUCCAAUGUGAGCUUUAUUCACGACACUCGAACGCAAUGGCUGUGGGCUCUGUAGCCCAACCAUUUUUUCCCCCUGGAAUUUUUUAUUUAUUUUUUUUUUUUCCAACAAUUUGGAACUAAUACAUACAGAAUUUAGUUUUCUGCAUCCAUCAAAAAUCUUAAAAAUGUCUUUGAUAUAAGUAAGUGUAAUGUGUUUCACAAGUUUCUGGAUUCUUUUCGCAAAACGAAUGAAGAGAGCAUAAGGGCAAUCCACUUAAUUAAAAGGUCUAUAUAAUUAUCCCAAAUCAGUUGACCACGAUGGAGGAUGCAACUUCUUCCCGUUGAAGUGUAUUGUUUUUAAUUUGGUUGUUCUGUGGAUUGAAGAGCCCCACGGACGCUCUAUACUAACACAUUGUGACUGGACUUGAGGCUUGACAGAUUUGCUCUGGCAGUGGACUAAGCACUGUGCAGGACCAUUUUUACCAUUUUUGCUGAUUUUUACCAUGGUCUGAAUAUAGUAACAUGCCAUCCAUUAAUUCUACAAUCUUAAACGUGUAUGAAUUCCAAGAUCCAACUUCCAAGAUUGGACACAAGGACCAGCAGCUUGUUUGGUACUCUACUGCUACCACUACAGUACCAGCAUUUCAGUAAGACUCAAGUCAAAGGCUUUUUCAUUUUCUUCUUCUUUUUCAUCUAAAAUCAAGGUUAAAUGUCUCUAAAGGACAUACACAUGCACAAGAAGCAUUUUUCUAGUUGUAGAAAACCAAAGGUGUGGCUGAUCUUGCUUAGCUUUGAACAAACUUUAAAUAUGAUGUUAACAAAUAAUUGUGUCUAUAUGGAACUAUAUAAUAUGACCAUUCAUCAGCACAAAAAUGGAUUUGAGGUGCUGAUUUUAGUUCAUUUGGACUACAUAGUUAAUUCGUUUUUUGCUAAAUACCCAUCUCCAGACCUUCAGAGCUUAAAGGACAAAUAACAAGUCAUUGCACAAUGCAUCAUUUCAUUAACAUGCUUUGUGCAGUAACUGUAGCUUUUCAGUUUAAAAGGACUUGAAACACACCAAAAGUCACAGAACCUAAAUACUGGGGUUAAAAAAGUCAUACUUAAAAGGUAUUUGGGAGAGAGUUGGUUCAUUAUUAACACAAGUAUCAUGAAGAUCCUUAAUUAAGUCAUGAAGGCUGGAGAUUGACGUCCAAGUUGACAUAAAACAUGCACACUUUUUUUUUUAUUUAAUACAUCUCGGCUUCCUAUUAGAGACGGUUCUACCGCAGACAUGAAAUGUGCCUACUGGGCUCAGCGCAUAAUUAAAUAUUGAUUGUGGACUUAUAUGAAUUUACCACAUCAAAUCAAGCCCCCAGUUGGAGGGCUGUCUUUGAUAUGCUGGCGUUUGAAGUGGAAAUGAGUUUGGUGAAGCAGCAGGACCAACUCUAAAGUGCACAUUUCUUUACGGUGCUAAUUUAUUUAUUUUGCUCUCAAGUUCUUACUUUAUAGCUCAGAAUGCUAUGCCAGCCCCCUGAAAUCUGUAAGAUCUUUGUGAAAUGGACAUUGCACACAAUAAUUUCCAGUUGAAUGUGCCUAAAGAGCUUUAAAUGAUGUAAAUGAAUGUAUUAAUUUGGAGUAUGCAAUAUACUGUAAAUGUAAACGAUAGCACUUAUAGAACAUUUUUAUACGGACUACUGUAAGAAAUAUACAUGUUUAAAUAAA
This is a messenger RNA of Silurus meridionalis, 5423 nucleotides long. It is a transcript of the gene mcf2a, whose product is annotated as MCF.2 cell line derived transforming sequence a. Gene Ontology annotation, molecular function: guanyl-nucleotide exchange factor activity. The coding region runs from base 385 to 3705 and encodes 1106 amino acids. The record is from RefSeq and is a predicted model, not a curated record. NCBI's taxonomy places the organism in Eukaryota, Metazoa, Chordata, Actinopteri, Siluriformes, Siluridae. Gene Ontology annotation, cellular component: cytoplasm. Gene Ontology annotation, biological process: dendrite development; intracellular signal transduction. The transcript has 30 exons.